GACACUAUUUGAAGUGAAAUUCUCCUUCUUCUUCUUACUAAACUAGUUAUUUUUUGCAGUAAUAGUGAUUGAGGUGUGAUAGUGUUGGACACGGCGCUAUUGAAAUGUCCUUUGUAAGGGAGUCUGUUGGUUAAACAAGAAAGGAGAACUUGGACUGUAUCGGGAACAUUAUUAUCGCAAGAAAGCUAUUAAAAAGAGAAUCAAUCUACUUCCAUAAGUCCCCAAACAUGGAUGAUGACAAUGGAACAGAGGAAUUGACUGCUGAGGAAGUUUUAUUGACACAGCACCGUAAGGAAAAGAAGGAAUUACGAGCAAAGAUCCAGCAGAUAAAAAAGAAUAAUAAGGACAAGAAAAAUAAGAAAGAAGGAGCUGAACAGAUAGCACGAUUGGAAGAAGAAAUGACACAGCGGCAUGAGAAAGAACUUGAGGAACUGAAAAACUCUACUGAACAGGUGGAAGCUGUAACAAAUGGUGUAGCUGAAUUGGAUGUGGAGGAGAAUUGCAGUGAACAGCCCAAUGAUGCAGACGAAAAUGAAGAUGAUGCUGAGGAUCUUAACCAAGGAAGAAGAAUAACCAAGGCAGAGAAGCGACGUCAGAAGAAGGCCAAAGCAAAUCGUGAACGAGAAGCCAGAAUAAAAGAAGAGAGAUCUAAUCUCAAGUUUAGUGCAAGGAACAUUGAGGCUGAGAAGAUGAAGAAAAUCCUACAAGAACGAUCAUUAAAAAUGCAUGAGAUCCAGCCUGAUGGCAAUUGCAUGUAUGCAGCCAUUGCUCAUCAAAUGGGAAAGGAUACCACAGUUGAGACACUAAGGUCGCAGGCUGGCCAGUUCCUGCGAGUUAAUGCAGAAGAAUUUGCACCAUUUAUUACGGACCCCAAAACGGGUGACAUGCUGACAGCAGAGCAAUUUGAAGAAUAUUGCAAUCAGGUUGAAAACUCUCCUGCAUGGGGAGGUCAGCCAGAGUUGAGAGCAUUGUCCCAAGCAAUGAAGAGAAGAAUUGAAGUGUUGCAGGCUGAGGGAGCACCCAUUAUCUUUGGAGAAGAAUGUGACAAGGACAGAUCCAUUCUCCUUGCAUACUAUCGUCACUGCUAUGGAUUAGGAGAGCAUUAUAAUUCUGUUGCAAAGAUUGUUCUAGAAAAUGAAGAUCAAGAAGAACAAUGAGAAUAGCUUAUUCUUUUUUAUAUGAGUGAGUGUUGUCAGGGUUAAUAAACUAGAAUAUCUAUUGAUUAUAUUAGUGGUUUAUUAAGUUCAUGAAGUGACUUUGAAUUUGUUACUCCGUACUUCUGUUUUUGUGGUGCUUGGGUUGUCAGAAUGUGAAUAUGGUUCGUUUCAGGUAAAAGUAGUAAUGAAUGAAAUAGUUAACUGUAGAAAAGAGGAAAAUUAAUGGGAAAUGGGUUAUUUAUUAGAUUCUUGUGAUAUUCAGAUAAUUUAAAGGCUUAGUAUUAAUCACCCAUAGAAAAAUAGAAAAGAAGUGCAAGAGAAAGAGGAAGAAAAGUAAAGAAGUGAGAGAGAGAAAGGGGGAUAGAAGUAAGAGAGGAGGAGGGGGAAGAAUUAAAGGAGAGAAAGGGAGAGAGAAGUAAAGAGAAUGAGAAAGAAAGUGUGAGAGAGAUAGAAGUUUUACUUUCCUCUUAUAGUAAUGUGGAUCUAUGCAUAAUCAGCAUUUGUGUAAAAGAACAAAGGAGUUUUAUGUUGUCAGAGCAGUUGGAUGAAAGAUUUUAAUGUUGUAAUAAUCUCUCUAUUUCCUAUUCAUAUUUUUAAGCAGAUAAGAUUGCAUUUCUAUCCCCUGUGACCAUAAAAAAAAUUGCAAAGUGCUUCCUCUGUCCUUCCUUUAUUCAUAACACUGCCAUGAUAAGCAUGACAGAAAAGUCUAAAGUCAACAAUAUUUAGUCAGAAAUAUUUCUUUUUCAAUCAUUUCUUCCCCGUUUGUUGUCGUCAACUUCAUCUUGGUAUUCUCAAACUCAUUCAUGUUCUGUAAUACUGAGAAUGAAUAAAGUAUGAAGAGAA
Penaeus chinensis is the source of this 2000-nucleotide messenger RNA. RefSeq names its product deubiquitinase OTUD6B-like. The transcript is spliced from 8 exons. NCBI's taxonomy places the organism in Eukaryota, Metazoa, Arthropoda, Malacostraca, Decapoda, Penaeidae. Gene Ontology annotation, biological process: protein deubiquitination. The record is from RefSeq and is a predicted model, not a curated record. Bases 228 to 1157 code for a protein of 309 amino acids. Gene Ontology annotation, molecular function: cysteine-type deubiquitinase activity.